Erigeron canadensis is the source of this 1216-nucleotide messenger RNA. RefSeq names its product eyes absent homolog. The transcript is spliced from 5 exons. Bases 66 to 986 code for a protein of 306 amino acids. The record is from RefSeq and is a predicted model, not a curated record. Gene Ontology annotation, molecular function: protein tyrosine phosphatase activity. NCBI's taxonomy places the organism in Eukaryota, Viridiplantae, Streptophyta, Magnoliopsida, Asterales, Asteraceae. Gene Ontology annotation, cellular component: nucleus. Gene Ontology annotation, biological process: positive regulation of DNA repair; multicellular organism development; cell differentiation.
UUAUUUAUUCACAUGAAAGAGAGCUAACCAAAAAACACACCUUCACUUUGUUUUCUACUGAAUUUAUGGAUCAAAAAACCAAUGUUUUCAUAUGGGAUAUGGAUGAAACCUUAAUCUUGCUUAAAUCCCUAAUCACAGGCUCAUAUGCAAAGGCUUUCAAUGGCUCUAAAGAUGUUCAAAAGGGGAUUGAAAUUGGCAAAACUUGGGAAAAUCAAAUCUUGAGAAUUUGUGAUGAAUAUUUCUUCUAUGAACAAAUUGAAGGAUGCAACAAGCCUUACAUAGAUGCAAUUAGGGAGUAUGAUGAUGGAUUAGAUCUCACUGAUUAUGAUUUUGCAAAUGACGGUUUUGUUGGUACUGCAUUUGAUGAUGAUUCUAACAAGAAGAAGUUGGCAUAUAGACACAGGAUCAUUGCCCAGAAAUAUAAAAAGGGCCUGCGUAGCGUAUUUGGUGAAAAGAUGAUAAAAUCUUGGGACAAUCUAUAUGGGGUGACUGAUGAAUAUACUGACAAAUGGUUGUCUUCCGCUCGGGCCUGUGUAGCGCAAUGUGCAAGUGGAAACAAAGAUUUUACACCGUCAGUAGAUUCAACAGAUGCCAUCCUGGAUUCAACAAGUUCAAGUGCUCAGAACAUCAAUGUUAUUGUAACUUCCGGCUCAUUAAUCCCAAGCCUUGUCAAAUGCUUACUAUUUCGACUUGAUGAUUUGUUUCCAUACGAAAAUGUUUACAGUUCAUGGGAAGUAGGGAAGUACCAAUGUUUUUCAUUGAUUAAAGAACGAUUCAACGGUCCAAACGUGCAGUUUUGUGCAAUUGGUGACGGAUGGGAAGAAUGUGAAGCAUCUGAAAAUAUGCAAUGGCCAUUUGUGCAGAUAGAUCCUGGGCCUGUUACUACUUCUCAGCGUUUUCCUGGGCUCAAUCUCGAGACUUUAGGACACUAUAUUAGUGUUAUAUAUGGAGAUGAUGAUGAUGAUGACGACGAUGAUGAUGAAUAAAGAGCAGGAAAAGCACAUUAUUGGCUGAAAAAAAUCUUUUAGCAAGGCCCAGUCUUGCAUAUUCUGUUGUUCUGAAACAAAAGGAGAUGUUUUUUCCCUCCAUCAAAUUUCAUUUUUAUAUUUCGGGGGGUUGAGUUCUCAAGUGUUGCCACCCUCCCAGUAGUUAUACUCAUGUACAUUGUAAAUUACAUUGAAAAUUUUAAUCUGUUGUAUUGACUUUUGUUUCAUUA